Dinoponera quadriceps is the source of this 2872-nucleotide messenger RNA. RefSeq names its product cytochrome P450 9e2-like. The transcript has a single exon. Gene Ontology annotation, molecular function: iron ion binding; oxidoreductase activity, acting on paired donors, with incorporation or reduction of molecular oxygen; monooxygenase activity. NCBI's taxonomy places the organism in Eukaryota, Metazoa, Arthropoda, Insecta, Hymenoptera, Formicidae. The coding region runs from base 184 to 1740 and encodes 518 amino acids. The record is from RefSeq and is a predicted model, not a curated record.
GGGGACGAGGAAUGGUGGUGGGACAGUUCAAUGCAAUAUCAACCAAGUACCGGCAGUUGUUCCAUUAGAUUCAUAUAAGCAACAUCGCAGAUAGUUUCUCUGAGUCGUUUCACUUCUCGCUCGAUCGAAAUCGACUGAUUAAGACACCGGGCACAAUCACCUGCGAACGAAGAACUUCGCGCGAUGGAACACUGGUCGUUACUGUUGUCGAUCGUGAUCGGCGCUCUCGGCAUCUAUUACUACCUCUUCAAGAGGUUUAAUUUCUUCAAGAGACAUGGCGUCCUGCAUAUCCCGCCGAUACCUGUGCUGGGAACCAUGACCCCGGUGGUGUUCCGCCAGAUCUCGAUAGGCGAAUUCUGGCAGCGACUGUACAAUUUCCGGACGGACGCAAAAUACUACGGCUUUUAUGCCAUGACAAUGCCGAUCUUCUUGGUGCGCGACCCAGAGCUCCUCAAGGACAUCCUGGUCAAGGACUUCGAGAAGUUUCACGACCGCCGGCCCUUCGGCGACGUCAACGACCCGCUGAUGAACAAGAAUCUCUUCUCCUUGCAGGGGAGCAAAUGGCAAGGUAUCAGGACCCUGAUAUCGCCGGCGUUUACCGGUCACAAGAUGAAGUUUAUGUACUCCCAGAUAUUGGAAUGCGCGGUGAACUCCGCGAGGUUUGCAUCGUCGUCGGCGGCGGACCAGAAAGAGCUGGAUACGAGGGAUAUGUUCAGCAGGUACACGAACGACGUGAUCGCCACGUGUGUCUUUGGCAUCAAAACAGAUACCAUAAAAAACCCGAAAAACGAGUUUUACGUUCACGGUCGCAACGGCACUAAAUUCCUCGAAACUUUUAUCGCUCUGCUGGCGUUCCUCAGGACCUUCUCGCUGGCGCGGAUCUUAAACUUGCGGAUGGUGGACGAGAAGGUGACGAAAUUUUUCCUAGACACUGUCAAGAGAGUGAUCGAGAAGCGCGACGCCGAGAAAAUCAUACGGCCGGACAUGCUGCAACUGCUGAUGGACAAUCGCGGUAAAAGCGUGGCCGGCGAAGAACUCACUCUCGAAGACAUAACCGCGCAAACGUUCGUCUUCUACUUCGCCGGCUUCGAGAGUACCUCGACCACGAUAUCCUUCCUGGCGCACGAACUCGCGGUGCACCCGGACGUGCAGGCGAAGCUGCGCCGGGAGAUCGACCAGACCUUGGAGGAGACUAACGGCCGGAUAACUUACGACGUGAUCAACCGGAUGAAAUACUUGGACGCGGUGAUCAAGGAGACUUCGCGGAUGUAUCCGUCGACCUCGUUCCUGGAGCGCGUGUGCUCGAAAGACUACGAGCUGCCGCCCGCGUUGCCCGGCGAGAAGCCCUUCACCAUGAAGAAGGGCAUGGUGCUCUGGGUGCCGAUCUACUCGAUCCAACGCGACGACCAGUACUACGACCAGCCUGAGGAGUUCCUCCCGGAGCGCUUCCUGGACAACGUCAGCUACGAGAAUUCGCCGUAUUUUAUGUCGUUCGGCCUCGGGCGGAGGAUGUGCAUCGGUUUCCGCUUGGCCAUGAUGAUGAUGAAAGUGAUGAUGUUCCAACUGUUGGCGCGAUGCGAGCUGAAGCCCUGCGCCAAGACUUCGAAGCCGUUAAGGCUCGAAAAACAAAGUAUGCAAAUGUUGGCCGAGGGUGGAUUCUGGCUGAGUUUCCAGCCCAGGACCGACGUGCAUCCCGCACUCGAUUCCGCGGUGGUUGUUGACGACGCCGUUGAUCCUUGAAGAGAUCGCGAACGAGCGAGCGGCUGGCCGGAAGAAACGGCAGCGGCAUGCUUAUUGUCGUGUUAACAGAAGUAUAAUCGCUCGCAUAUGAUGUUUAAAAAUAGGGCACAAAAUGUCUUACUAAUAUAUGUAACACGAUAUCACACAGAGAUAAACGCUGUUGCGUCAGUAAAAUUGACAAGCGACUACGUCGUGAUUUAUGUAAAUCUUCUGAAUUCAGUAGCAGUAUUGUUGAAUUCAUUUAACGAAAACGCUAAAAUCGAUAUACUAUUUUGUUCUUAUCUUCUAAAGUCACGUUAACCCGUAAAUGAGGUAAAACCCGUAGAUAGUAGUUAAACUAAUUCACAGACGCAUGAGUAAACGAACGUUUCGUUUUUGAUUACUACAUUGAUGCUUUCAGUAAUUUGCCUUCAUUCUUGGAUUUUGCAAAAUAGCGUCAAUAGCCGUGACUUUCUGCUAAGUUUGAACGCGUCUCUCAUUAAUAUGCGCGCGCGUGUUGCCUACUGUUUUGUCUAAUAACUGCAUGAGAAUUGCGAUUAAUAAGAUUAAAUAUGUUGUAUUAUUAAAUAUAUAAUAUGCAGCUCAAUUUUUUCGCAGAAAUGUGUGCACUUUAAGACACACACUUCCGCGAAAAAUUUAAGCCGUUCGUGUGAUCUGAUAUAUCUUACGAGACGCAAACACGGAAAUCGAUGUGCGCGGCCGGACGGCCGCCUAUAUAAUUCAUUUCGCACAAUUGAGAGAAAAUAUCGUGGUUAUUAUCAAUAUUACGCGCGCGCAUAUUAAUGAAAGACGCAUUUAAACUUGGCAAAAAGUCAUUUUUGCGCCGCAAAGCACAAAGCGUGCAUAUCUGUAAGAAAAUGUCUAUAAAUGUAACAUAUAAAAAUAUAUUAUAAUGUGACACUUGAUUAACGUAUGUAAUAUGAAAUUAUUACUACAUAAACUGUACGAUUAAUCGUCGUAAGCGCUAUUAAUCAACCUCAUAUAAACAUGAUAUAUAAAGUAACACGACGUAUGCUACAUUUUAAUGCAGAAACUCGCGCGAAUGUAUCGGAAAAUUCCAUAUUGUAUAUUUCAUAUCGCUCUUAAAAAAUACGAUGUUUACGCGCAUAUAUUAAUAAAAUACGCAGUAUCA